UACAAAGAGGCGGUCGUGUCUAAGCCCAGCGGAAAUAUUUAAAAAUAAAAAGGAAAUAUAUCUAGUGAGCAGAACAUAGUAUAGGCGACAGUUUUGAGUUUUUGAAAUCUAAUGGAGAUAAAAGAAGAUAAAAUGAAUAUUGAUUGCAGUGAUUCGUCUUUGUAUGGCUUGCCCACAGAAGCACACAGUCCAAAAUACCUGGAAGCAUACUGUAAAUCGGUGCAAAACCCCAUUGCCUUCUGGCAGGAGUUAGGUCAUCUGUUGGACUGGGACAGGCCCUGGGAUCAGGUGCUGGACAACAGUAAUUCGCCAUUUACCAAGUGGUAUGUGGGCGGCUAUUUGAAUGCCUGCUACAAUGCCAUCGAUCGGCAUAUUCUGGCCGGCAGGGGCGACAAGGUGGCCUUGAUCCACGAUAGUCCACUGACUAAUGUGGUGCGCAAGGUCACGUAUCAGGAACUGUACGAGCAGGUACUGCAACUGGCCGGCGGACUUGCCAAAAUGGGCGUGACCAAGGGUGAUCGUGUGGUCAUCUAUAUGCCGCUCAUACCCGAAACCAUUAUUGCAAUGCUGGCUAUUGUGCGACUUGGUGCUGUGCAUUCCGUAGUCUUUGGUGGAUUUGCUGCCCGUGAGCUUUGCUCGCGUAUUGAGCACGUGGAGCCAAAGCUGGUCAUCGCCGCCAAUGCGGGCGUGGAACCUGGCAGAGUGGUGCCGUAUCUCGAUAUUCUCCACUCGGCCAUCAAUAUGUCACGCUGGAAGCCGCCGCAACGGAACAUCAUAUUUAUGCGCGAGCAGGUUGUAUUGGAUAAACUCGACGAUAAUGCGGAUAUACUGUGGGAUGCGGUAUUGGCCAUGAGCGAUCCCAAUGAGCCAGUGGCCUGUGUGCCCAUUGAAGCCAACGAUCCUCUUUAUAUACUCUAUACGUCGGGCACCACGGACAAGCCGAAGGGUGUACUGCGUACUAUUGGCGGCCAUCUGGUUGCCUUGAUGUACACCUUGAAGAUGAUCUAUGGCAUUCAGCCAGGCGAUACUUGGUGGGCUGCCUCUGACAUGGGCUGGGUGGUGGGACACUCGUACAUCUGCUAUGGUCCACUUUGUCUAGGCGCCACCAGCGUCAUGUAUGAAGGUAAACCGGAUCGCACUCCCGAUCCUGGACAAUACUUCAGGAUUAUUGACCAACACAAGGUGUGCUCGAUCUUCUCGGUGCCGACUUCGUUCCGUGUGAUACGCCGUGCUGAUCCCGAAAUUAAGUAUGGCAAGCAAUAUAGUCUGAAAUCCUUGCGUGCCAUUUUCAUUGCCGGCGAACACUGUGACUACGAGACUAAGGCUUGGAUUCAUAAGACCUUCAAGGUGCCAGUGCUCAAUCAUUGGUGGCAGACGGAAACUGGUUCGGCCAUAACGGCCACCUGUUUGGGCUUUCAGCAGAAUCUCAACCCGCCAAUGUACUCCACGGGUUUGCCUCUAGUGGGCUACGAUGUUAAAAUUCUCAAGAAGGAUGGCAGUGAGGCGGCGCCGACGGAGCUGGGACGCAUUGUCCUGAAGCUGCCAUUGCCGCCGGGCAACAUGGCAUCGCUCUACAGAAAUGAUGAACUCUAUCGCAAGUUAUAUUUCCAAAAGUUUCCGGGUUACUACGACACCAUGGAUGCAGGUUACAAGGACGAACGAGGCUACAUAUUUGUGACAGCUCGCGAUGACGAUGUCAUUAAUGUGGCCGGCCAUCGCUUGUCCACUUCUAGCCUGGAAGAUGCAGUGCUUCGUCAUCCCGAUGUCGUGGAUGUAGCCGUCUUUGGUGUGCCAGAGGCAACCAAGGGCCAGGUGCCGCUAUGUCUGUACAUUCCCGUCGACAACUGCAAGAAAACGGAUGCCAAGCUCUCCACAGAGAUUAUCACCCUCAUACGCGAAGUCGUUGGUCCCAUUGCCGCCUUCCGUCUGAUCACCUCCGUCAACAAUUUGCCAAGAACUCGCUCCGGGAAAACAAUGCGCAAGGCCAUGGCGGACUUUGCCCGUAAUGAGCGUGUUGUGCUGCCGGCGACCAUCGACGACGCCAGCGUCUUUGUGGAAAUUCGUCGGGCACUGCAGCACCUGGGCUAUGCGAUGACGGCACCGGAUCCCAUAGUUGCUAAGCUUUUGGACUGAGGCCGAGUCUUUAGUUUUUAGUUUUUUACUUGGUGUCGCAUACAAUUUACUUAGUUUUACAUUUGCUAUCACAACACACAGAAAAAAAUAAAUAAAU
Drosophila albomicans is the source of this 2230-nucleotide messenger RNA. RefSeq names its product acyl-CoA synthetase short-chain family member 3, mitochondrial. Bases 112 to 2133 code for a protein of 673 amino acids. The transcript is spliced from 5 exons. NCBI's taxonomy places the organism in Eukaryota, Metazoa, Arthropoda, Insecta, Diptera, Drosophilidae. The record is from RefSeq and is a predicted model, not a curated record.